CCGGACUCUAAACUGACUUGACCACAAAGCUUAUUUCCACGGUCUUGUGACGUGGCCGUGCGUUACAUAAGCUCGAACACAAUAGUUGAGUGUACGAUGCCGCUACUGGCACUGCUCAACUACUAUAUAAAGCCACUCUUGUCGCCCAGUGACUGUUUUAUGAAUGACUUCUUUUCCCACAACCAAGCCACCACUGCAGAUUCUUAUCAAGUCCCCGCAUCAUGGACACAGCUUCUUCUCCAUCGGAUUCACCCCCGACCUACUCCUCGCUGGGACCAUCCGAGUCAGACGCAGCCAUCAUCGAGAAAGAGUGGACUCGCUUUUGCCCCAAGGACAAGUAUGAACAAUGGAAGAAGAAACCGAAUUUGAUCUUUGAAUUCAACUCACCCGACUUGAUGAGAGACCCUCACCACGGAUGGCGUGCACAGCUUCUUGUGCAUGACGCUAAUAUCCCCAAACUAAUGAGGAAAGGCUUCAGUUUGACGUCGGCCCAUUUCAGCCACGCCGAGUCGUCUAUCAGUCUCAAGUCACGGCUGAGCAUUGCUCUAUCCUUAAGUUUGUGUCAUGCGCGCAUCUUUUUCUUUCGUCGACCAGCUUCCGAGCUGGGUUGCUAUGGUAAAGUCAUUGUGUGGUCGCGCAGUCGCUCCACGAUUGUGAACUUUGACCUGAAAGGGCUCCGUCGUGACACGGUCACAAAAGUAGACGGGUGGAAUGUGCGCAAUGCCAAAGUGUAUCAGUUCAGGUCUGAUCCGAAAGCGUGUUUCAAUGCUAUAUAUGCCCAGAUGCCGUUGGAGGGGUGGUGGCCUUGGCCGAAGGCUCCAAGUACUCGAGUCGCUGUUAGGUCGGGAGAGCAACAGUUGAAGACGACCGACAAUCAAGAUAAUCACUGAGCUCGACGAGAAAGACGAUCCUUAACGCCCAAGAGAAUCAUCAGAGGUACC
This is a messenger RNA of Emericellopsis atlantica, 941 nucleotides long. RefSeq lists its product as uncharacterized. Lineage: Eukaryota; Fungi; Ascomycota; Sordariomycetes; Hypocreales; Bionectriaceae. The transcript has a single exon. The record is from RefSeq and is a predicted model, not a curated record. The coding region runs from base 222 to 890 and encodes 222 amino acids.